GUAUCAACAUGUCCUAUUUUAAUGCUGCCACUUCCCUGCACCUAUAAUAUAUGCCAGAGUUGUGUUCAUGUAGCAGCCAGUUUCCUUGUCCUAAACCUCCACUCAACUUAAUAGCCUCAGUUCCCUUUCUUUGGGAAGAAAAUCUUGGAACACCACUACCUAAUUUCUCACUUUAUUCUUCUUCACUAGAUAACAUUGUUUCCAAUGAUGAGAGUAGUGAAGCUAUUACUGGCAUGGAGCUUGAAACAUUUAGGUUUGACAUUGAUGAAUCAAUGGAGGAAAAGUCAUUAGUUGAACCUGAAGUUGAAACUAUAUUCACAAGCAGCUAUGAAACAGAAAGGUCAAGACCAACUGGUGUCACUUUCUUAGAAUGCCUAUUUCCAUUGUAUCCACCAAAAUCAGGCUUUCUUGAAAGGGAUGAGAACUUUAUGUUUUUGACUCAACCAGCAAAAGUAAAGGCAGAAGAAUAUGUUGAUGAUGGAGAGUGUACUAACGGCAGUGAGAUGAUGAUGAAGAAGGUGCCAACACUUGGAGAAAUAAUCAUGAUGAGUAGAAGAAGAAGCUACAAAAGGAAAGCACUUCACAUGGACUGGGAUCAUAAUCCACCUAAGGAAAUAAGAAGAAAGGAAGAUUUUAGAUGCUUCAACUUUGUACGUGGCAACAUAGUUGAGGGACUAUUCAAGAGAAGCUACUUGCCGAGAAUGAAACUAGUCAAGGCAAGGUAGAGGACAAUGAUAAUAGAGCCAAAGCUCACAAUAUAAUUUCUAUUUUAAUACUUAAAUACACAUUUUGGGUUUCAGUUUGUGGAGUGUGGAGUGUAGAACAAUUAACUUGUGCUAAUUAAAACAAGUUAUAACUGUACCAUAUUUAUUUUGUAUGAAAACAAGUUUGAAUAA
Arachis duranensis is the source of this 896-nucleotide messenger RNA. RefSeq lists its product as uncharacterized. The record is from RefSeq and is a predicted model, not a curated record. Lineage: Eukaryota; Viridiplantae; Streptophyta; Magnoliopsida; Fabales; Fabaceae. Bases 51 to 725 code for a protein of 224 amino acids. The transcript has 3 exons.